UAUUGACUUUAAGUUGUUAUUUAAUGUAUGGUAACGUUAACAAUUUCCCAAUAUGAAUUUCAGAUCCCUUAAAACCACGAAAAAAGGUAUUCACGAGGACGGUAGAACUGGAUGAGUGUGCCGCCGCAGAUGACGAACAGCGCUACAUGUUCAUCGUGAGUCGAAAGGGAGGUAUUCUGUUGGUGCACGAAAGCCACAUAUACCGAUCCAAUAUGCGUCGUCAGGGUCCCCACAAGAACAUACUGUACUGGGAGUGUGUACACAAUCGUUCGCAGAAGUGCCGUGGUCGACUCAAGAGCGAAGGGAAUUACCUGUUUAUUUCGAACACCAAUGUUCAGGAAAUGUCCCCGACAUGCGAUGCCCCGCAGUAUGUCAUUAGCAAGUGUGGAACUGUUCAGCUUCGGCACAAUGGUCAUCUUUUCAAUCGACACGUCAAGCGAGACGACAUCACAUACUGGCGCUGCUCGCAGUUUACCGUGUACAAGUGUCGCGCCCGGAUUAAGUCCGUACUCGAAGAGUUUUUCAUGUUGAACGUGGAACAUAACCACCAGGUAGUGGCCUCACCCAGAGCGUACGGAUCUUUGAAGCGACUGAAACAACAACUUGCAAGAUAUUAAUAAACUACACUCGUCUUUGGAAUUCAAUUUAGUACUUCAUUUUAUUGAAUUUAGGAAUUCUCGGACAGUUUUGCAUUGACCUAAUGAUCCAAACAUUUCAGAUGUCUAUGUCCGAUACGUUUCCGGAUUUCGAAGAAGUCGCAAGCUAAAACUAGGAGAGUUCAGCUACACCAAGAACAAGGAAAGUGCAAACAAAACGUACUGGUCUUGUGCGAGGGCAGGCAUGAGCAAAUGUAAAGCACGGGUUCUAACCUACACACUGAGAAACGGGGAAGAGAACUUGGUGGUUCGAUAUCCAACACACAAUCAUGAACCAUUCUAGUACUGCAAUCUUAUAUGAUACUCUGUAAAUAAAACAUUAAUGAGUUGGUGGAAACUGUGGUGGACUUUUCCUCUAUGUCAUAUAUUUGUAUUACGUUGAAGCAUGACUAAUCAAUUAAUUUGGAUUCCAUUUUAGUGUUUAAAAUUGUUAACAUUGAAGAAGUGGAAGAUGAUCAAC
Aedes albopictus (Asian tiger mosquito) is the source of this 1116-nucleotide messenger RNA. RefSeq lists its product as uncharacterized. The coding region runs from base 147 to 617 and encodes 156 amino acids. Lineage: Eukaryota; Metazoa; Arthropoda; Insecta; Diptera; Culicidae. The transcript is spliced from 2 exons. The record is from RefSeq and is a predicted model, not a curated record.